AUGGAUGAGGAAUAUGAUGUGAUCGUUUUGGGCACGGGACUGACGGAAUGCAUCCUGUCCGGGAUCAUGUCUGUGAACGGCAAGAAGGUUCUGCACAUGGACAGAAACCCGUAUUACGGCGGCGAGAGUUCAUCCAUCACCCCCUUAGAGGAGCUUUACAAGCGUUUCAGUCUUCCUAACAGCCCGCCGGAAUCCAUGGGCCGAGGACGCGACUGGAAUGUGGACCUCAUCCCUAAGUUCCUUAUGGCUAACGGUCAGCUGGUGAAGAUGCUACUCUACACGGAAGUCACUCGCUACCUGGACUUCAAAGUGGUCGAGGGAAGCUUCGUGUACAAGGGAGGAAAGAUCUACAAGGUGCCCUCCACCGAGACCGAGGCAUUGGCUUCAAAUUUGAUGGGAAUGUUCGAGAAGCGCCGCUUUCGAAAGUUCUUGGUCUUCGUGGCCAACUUUGAUGAGAAUGACCCCAAGACCUUUGAGGGAGUGGACCCCAAGACCACCACCAUGAGGGAUGUUUACAAGAAAUUCGACCUGGGCCAGGAUGUCAUUGACUUCACAGGCCACGCCCUUGCCCUCUACAGGACUGACGAGUACCUUGACUUUCCGUGCCUGGACACCAUCAACCGAAUUAAACUUUACAGCGAGUCGUUGGCGCGUUACGGAAGGAGCCCCUACCUCUACCCCUUGUACGGCCUCGGAGAGCUGCCGCAGGGAUUUGCCAGAUUGAGCGCCAUCUACGGAGGCACCUACAUGCUGAACAAGCCCGUGGACGAAAUUGUCAUCGAAGGCGGCCACGUGAUUGGCGUCAAGUCUGAAGGCGAGGUGGCACGUUGCAAGCAGCUCAUCUGCGACCCCAGCUACAUACCCGACCGCGUGCGCAAAGCGGGCCAGGUGAUCCGCGUCAUUUGCGUCCUCAGCCAUCCCAUCAAAAACACCAACGACGCCAACUCCUGUCAGAUCAUCAUCCCUCAGAAUCAGGUCAACCGCAACUCGGACAUCUACGUGUGCAUGAUCUCUUAUGCCCACAACGUGGCGGCACAGGGGAAGUACAUCGCUAUUGUCAGCACCACGGUGGAAACCAGCGAGCCGGAGGCUGAGAUACAACCUGCCUUCGAGCUGCUGGAGCCCAUCGACCAAAAGUUUGUGGCGAUCAGCGAUCUCUACGAGCCAACUGAUGACGGUACAGAGAGCCAGAUCUUCGCCUCCAGCUCCUACGACGCCACCACUCACUUCGAGACCACCUGCAACGAUAUCAAGGACAUCUACAAGCGUAUGACCGGCAGCGACUUUGACUUUGAGAACAUGAAGCGCAAACAAAACGACGUGUUCGGGGAGGACGAACAGUGA
Molecule: messenger RNA, 1344 nt
Organism: Nerophis lumbriciformis (worm pipefish)
Lineage: Eukaryota; Metazoa; Chordata; Actinopteri; Syngnathiformes; Syngnathidae
Source: RefSeq, a predicted model, not a curated record